Molecule: messenger RNA, 687 nt
Organism: Diabrotica virgifera virgifera (western corn rootworm)
Lineage: Eukaryota; Metazoa; Arthropoda; Insecta; Coleoptera; Chrysomelidae
Exons: 3
Coding region: 1-687 (228 amino acids)
Biological process (GO): detection of chemical stimulus involved in sensory perception of smell; sensory perception of smell
Cellular component (GO): plasma membrane
Molecular function (GO): olfactory receptor activity; odorant binding
Source: RefSeq, a predicted model, not a curated record
AUGGUUAAGUGCUAUAUUUGGCCGGUACUGUUGUAUGAUGCAGAAGUGUGGACGCUAAAAGUAUCGAUCAUGAACAGGAGUGAAGAAUUGGAAAUAAUGUGGAUUUAUAGACGAGUGCUGAAUAUAUCUUGGACAAGCACGUAUAAACUUAUUGUUGUAUGGUAUAAGUCAGAUGAACUUAAGGAUGUAUUCAAUAUAAUAUUGACAGAGUUUUGGCCGUACGAUUUAAUGAAUGGAGAAAGCAAUAAACAAACUAAGGAGAUGUACAACUUGAUGAACACUAUAAAAUGGGCUUUCAUUGGGGGAACUUGUUUUUAUGCUGCAGUGUUUCUUAUUCCCCCACUGUUUAUCACAAAUCGACUUCCAUACCCCGUUGCAUACCCCUUCGACUGGACAGCUACUCCAUGGUAUCACAUUGUAUACUUUACACAGGCAUUUUCUCAUCUAAUCACUGUAUCAUUUAUUGCACCUGCAGCAGACUAUAUGGCUCUUGGCAUAUUGUUAAAUAUUAGCAGUCAGUACUGUAUCCUACAAGAAUACAUCGAAAUAUUUAAUACCCCUGAGAUGUAUGCCACUAACAAACGACUAAGGGAAAUUAUGAAUGAUGGUUUAGAAAAUAAAUAUACGGAUGAAAGAAGAGAAUAUUUUGUUAGGUUUGUUAGACAUCAUCAGCUAAUUUUAAGGUAA